Molecule: messenger RNA, 3570 nt
Organism: Drosophila novamexicana
Lineage: Eukaryota; Metazoa; Arthropoda; Insecta; Diptera; Drosophilidae
Product: plexin domain-containing protein 1
Exons: 8
Coding region: 153-2150 (665 amino acids)
Source: RefSeq, a predicted model, not a curated record
AAAAAGAACUGUUAUGAAAAGUAACUAUAUUUCGUAUUAAAAAAAUACCAUUGCAAUCGGCGGAUUUCAAACAAAGCAGUGAGACCAAACUGUACAAACAUAAAAAUUGGCUGCGGACGUGUGCGUUUUGUCGUGCGGGUUGGACAAGAAAAAUGGCGAAAACUGUCGGUCGUGCGUGCGCGCAAAUCGCAAUUUUAUUAACUAUAUACGGAUCAAUACAAUGUGUGAAAUCAAUAUCUGCUGAUGCAUCCGAUGAUAGCAGCCUCGGCAGCCAACUCAGAUACAUCAAUCCGGACGCAAUUGUUAGCUUGUCGCCGGAGGAGCUGUUGCGUCUGCGUCAGCGUCGUGCCGCCCCAGCGUCAACGGCAGACUCGACGCCGGUUGUGGCCACCGUGCAGGAUGCGAAGAAUCAAUAUCAGCGCGUUAGCGCCAAUGUGAAUGCCAGCGCAAACGCUGCAGCGGCAGAUGCCACUGUGACCACCACCUUGGACGGCAAGGGAACUGCCACGGGCGGCGUCUCCUACAAUGUGCACAACGUGGGCGUCAAUGGCACCGGCCAGCGCAAGGAGUUCAGCACCCAGCAGCAGAAUGCCAGCGGCGAUGCCAGCAACUACAGCAAUGCCACCACCAGCAUCAAUGUGGCCGCAGCGCCCGCUGGUCCGCCAAAGAAGACCCAAUUGAUGGCCUCACAGCCAUCGCAAUAUCCCAAAAAGGUGGCACACCAAUCCGUCCAGUCGACACCACCAGCAGCAGCAGCAGCAGGAGCAGCAGCAGCAGCAGCAGCAGCAGCAGGUGCGGCAACAACAACAACCGAGCGAGCGCUCAUCGAUGAUGUGGAUGUGCCCGAUGAGGUAAUCACCAACGAGGCGACCAAUGCCUCGCUGACCCGCACCGAGGAUCACUUUGACUACUAUCGCAGUCUGCUCUAUGUGGACAAGGAGGAGACGUCCACAUUCUGGACUGGAUUCCGUGCGAUACCCGAGAACAGUAUAUUGUCCUCGUCGCAUCGACGGGCCAUGACCGUUGAGCUCAAGUUUGACUUUCCAUUUUAUGGGCAUAACGUGCGCAACAUAACCGUCGCCACUGGCGGCUUCCUCUAUACGGGCGAGUAUGUGCACUCCUGGCUGGCGGCCACCCAAUAUAUUGCGCCACUUAUGGCCAAUUUUGAUACAAGCAUGUCGGACGAUUCGUUUGUGCGGCUACAGGAUAAUGGCACCGCCUUCACCGUCGUCUGGGAGAAUGUCACACUGCAGGAUAAGCCCGAAUAUGGCAAGUUCACGUUUAGCGCGACGCUGCAUCAGACUGGCAAUAUUGUGUUUGUCUACUAUCAGCUGCCCACGCUGAUCAAUAACAUACAGGACCAUCAGCAUCCGGUCAAGGUUGGCCUAUCCGAUGCCUAUAUCGUGGACAAGAUGCUCUACUUUGCGCACCGCAAGACCAUCUACGAGUAUCAUCGCGUCACAUUCACCCAGCAGGAGAUCAGAAAUAACACCAUUAUUGUGCUGACAGCCUUGCCCACCUGCCUCGGCUACAGUGACUGUCAGGCGUGCAUUAAUCACAAUACCACAUUUGAGUGCAUCUGGUGCCCCACACUGAAUCGCUGCUCUACAAAUAAUGGCAACGAUCGCAGAAAGCAGGAUUGGCAGCAAAAGGGCUGCGAUCGUUCGAUGAUUAACAACAGUGCCGCCUGCCCGGCGCUGGGUCAAAAGGGCAACAAUGCUGCACAGGAGAACAGCAGCACCAACAACAACAACAACAACAGCAACAACAAAAGCAACAACAACAGCAACAACAGUAACAACGGCAGCCCUGGCAUGGGCAGCAGCACGCCCGCUGCCAGCACAGCGGCCGCAGAGCCAACAGUGAGCAGCACGCAGUCGCCGGCUGGCGUUGAGUCGGCGUCGGGCGAUGGCGUUAAUGUCGAGAAGAGCGAGCAUCUCGGCGCCGUGCUGCCGGAGAAUAAGAGCGUGGGCGUUGCCUUUGGUUUUAUGGUGCCCAUUUGUCUGGUGUUUGCGGUGACACUGUGGCUCUUCUAUGCGUACCGGUAUCCGCAUACACGGAGCGGACAGCUGCUCAUACAGUUCCGUCCCAGCCAAUGGUCAUGGCGACGCGGCGAGGCGCGCUACACGGCGGCCACAAUACACAUGUAGUGGAGUUGAGGAGUAAUAAACGUAUAAACGUGUACCUGUUACUUGUAAACAGCAAGUAACGAGUCACUGUCGUGACAGAAUAUCAGCGGUAACAGGUACCAAAACGCUGUUUCCCCAAACACCCUAGCCCAUCCAUCGCAUCAAGUAAUUGCAACUGUCAAUGCCAUCUCCAUAUGUGCUUACAGUCACAGCCACAGCAAUAUGUUAAUGAUAAUUAUUUCUAACGGUCACUGUUAUCAACGUGACAUCGCUCAUAUCUGACAUGCAACGGCAACUGGCAGCGGCAGCGGCAGCAACAGCAAAUGGCAGCAGUAGCAGCAGCAGCAACAACAGCAACAUCAAUUAACAGACUCGUGUGUAAAUUCAAUUAUCUUAACAGUUAGAAUAAUGUUAAAUCAUCGCAGCAUAAAAAGAACGAAAGCCAAGCAGAGCAGCAGCAGCAGCAGCAGCAACAGCAGCUGCUGCGAGUUGCAAAAUUUGAAUGCUGCUGAUGUGUUUUGCAACACUGAAAGCUAACAUAUGCACCAGUUGGGACAGUUUGAGUGGCAUUGCAUGAAAAUACUUUACCCUACACAAAACUAAAAUUUCAAAAAAAAAAAAAAAAGACAACAAAUACAAAAACAAGUGUACUUUGUGCUUCUCCUAGUUAGUCUUAUUGUUUGUUUGUUUUUUUUUUUUUUUUUACCAUAUGAUUUUGGUAACUAUUUUUUGUUCAACUUUUAUCGAGUUUACAUAAUCUGCUCUCUGCUUCGAUAAAUAGCAGUAAUUAAUUUGCUCAGGCCCUGCUCCCCUAAUUCCCACCAGGCACACACAUACACACACAAACACACAGGGCAACACAUUUACUCACACACAGACCAGGGGCACAGUGCUUGCAAUUUAGUAGUUCAAUUGUAAAAACAUAUUUUCUGUUUGUUUUUUAUUUUAAAUAUUAUUAUAUAUAUUUUUUUUUUUCGAAAUAAGUUGUACUUUUUAUGCCUCUAAUAUUUUUGGAAUUUCAAUUGGCCACUCUCAAGUAUGAAAUUUGUAUUCUAUCCCCUUUUUAUUGUAUUAUAUGAGUACUUUAUACGUAUGAAGCACUUGAAUCGAUAUAUGUAGAAAGGCAUAUUUAUCCAAGGCGACCUCUUCUUUUUGUUAGUAUAUUUUCUAUUAAUUAAUAUUAUAAAUAUACAAAUAAAUAAAUAUAAAAAUAAAAAUAAAAAAAAAAAAACAAUAAAUGCGGUGUGCAAGUAAUGGAAUGCAAAUGCUAAACUGAAAACAUAAAUAAGAAAUAAGAGAAACAAGCAACUAAAGAUCUGUAACAAAACGUAAGAAAGAAACAAAAACGCAACUAAGGAAAUUGUAUAACAAUGUAUUUUGAUAAUGAAAUUAAAUUUGUAUUUUAAGCUCUUAUUACAUAUACAAGAUAAUUUAAAUAAAA